CGAACACACAUUACAGUUCCUAUAUCUGUUUCGAAUUCAAAUCUUCUGUCUUUUUUAUUUAUUUAUUAAUUAAUUUAAUUUUAUUCAAUUCGUUUUCAAAAUCCAGAGAAUAUUUCAGAUUAAUAAUCCUAUCUAUAUAUUUCGCGAUCUCUCUCCUGAAAAAAGAAAAGAAAAAGAGUUGGAAACUUCGACGAAUGUGUGUACUGUAUAUUCAUUUGUCUUCUUGAUUUAGUUGGAAACGGUCUGAAGUGGGAGAAAUUAAUCCGCCAUUUUCUCCUCGGUCUCUCUGCUCAUCUCUUCAGUAUCGGAUCUGGGUCUCCCUUCGCUUUCGUUUCAAGGUAGCCUUAAAAAAAACGUUCAAAUAUAUUUCCUAUUUUAUUCACACACACCCAUUUCAUUUCGUUCAGAGUUUCUAAUCUGACUCUGUUCUGAAAUCAAUCUUUCAAUACUCAUCAUCAUCACACUCAGCAUUUCUAAUCUGGGUUUUCGAAUUCGAUUCGUUUAAGAAUAUUCAUUUUUUAUUUUAAAGUUUUUAAUAUGUUUUUCCCCCCUAAGUCACGGCAUUGGAAAAAAGGAAAAACACAGCUGUGUUCCUUGCUUCAUGCCCGAGAUUAAGCAAUAAUUAUUUAUUUCUUUUUAAAGAAAUUUUUAUAUUUCGAAUCAAUGCACUUACUAUAAUAAAAUUACCUACUACUUUUUUUUAACAGUAUCUGAACUUAAAACAUCCAACCAAACUUCAAAACUCUCCUCUUUUAAAUCCCAUUCUCUACCUUUUUCUUAUUCCCAACCACGUGGUUUUUGAUUCGGUAAUUACUAAUUAUCCAUAUUUCUACUACACUCUAUAUGAUUAACCCAUUAAAGUUAUAUUUUCUUUAAUCUUUUUUAUCGAUUGUUGAUUUUUUUUUUUUUGCAGAUUAUUAUUAUUAUUAUUAUUAUUGUGAGAUUACAUUAUCUCUGGAGAGAGGAGGCGUUAGCUGUAAUACAUUGUUUACUUGCUUUGCCUAUUAAAAGCCGUCACAUAAAGUAAAAGCAAACUCACAUAAUAUAGACACCACAUUUUUGCGUAUAUUGUGUGUGUGUUCUUUCGUCUCUGUUGGGAACAGAUCUUGACCUUGAUUACAGACAGAUUCAAGUCAUCCUAGAUCGUCUCUUAGGGUGAUGAGGAGUCGUUGAGGUUUUGUUUCUUCAGCUUCCAGUCUGAUCUAAAGUGAGAUACUUUGGUUUGUUUUGGAGUCUUGUCUUAAUCUGGUUGAGAUAAUGGGAAUGAGUCUUGAAUUCGAUGUUGAUCUCGAGAAAGGGAUGGUUGAUUGCGACAAUGUUUAUACAAAAUCACCGGAGAAGCCCAUGUCUCCGGAUAACAAACCGGUUAAAACCGGAGAAGAAUCUGUCGUCGGUUCGUUAGAGAAUGAUGCAAGUCCGGUUCAAUGUGGGAUCAGUAAACCGGGAUGGGGGAGGAGUGAUCGCAAGGAGAAACGCAAGAAAUCCGCGUCCAAGCCCCCGCGGCCGCCGCGUGGACCGUCUCUUGACGCAGCGGAUCAGAAACUUAUCAGAGAGAUCGCUGAAUUGGCGAUGCUGAAACGCGCUAGGAUCGAACGCAUGAGAGCGUUGAAGAAAUCGAGAGCGGCCAAAGCUGCGUCUGCGGCUUCUUCUCUCGGCAAUGUAUUGGCCACUCUUUUCACCGCUAUUUUCUGCUUCGUACUCGUUUUCCAAGGAUUGUCACCGAGAGCAGCCGGGAAACCUCACUUAGUAGACGCCGGAAAAGCCAACGGUGGGUUUGUUUCGGUUCAAUAUGCGGGUAAUCCGUCGGCGAGUGAACCGGAUGGAGGUUAUACCGGACCGGCUUUAGCACACAGAUAUCCUCGUAGUUUACUAAAACCGGUUUCCGGUUUGGAGAAUGAAAAGAAGAGUUCGCAGUGAACCGCAACAAAAAGGUUUUAGGAUUGGAAAGUCCCAUAUACUGGUUUGAUCAAACCAUUUAUCGGUUUAGAUUGUCGGUGAACCAUGUACUCAUAUAUCAUACCGAUAAUUUUUUGGGGGAAAAAAUAGAAUCGGCUGCUUUCUCAGCGGCUGUGAUGAUUAAUUAUUCGAUGUGGGUAAAGAUUAGUUUUGUGUCGUUUUCUUGAAUAAACUGAGAGAGAACUAUAAGGUUACUAAUAAUAAUAAAAUCAGUGUUAUGUUAUUCAGUUA
Camelina sativa (false flax) is the source of this 2187-nucleotide messenger RNA. Lineage: Eukaryota; Viridiplantae; Streptophyta; Magnoliopsida; Brassicales; Brassicaceae. The record is from RefSeq and is a predicted model, not a curated record.